AUGGCUUGUUUUCCAUCUUCAUCGUUCUUUUUGUGCUCUCCAUUCCAGGAACUUUUCUCGCAAUCAUGUAGUGAAUCAAAGCAAAUUCCAUAUCAUAUUAUCGCAUAUACACGAGAUUUAUCUGCGCGAUAUUUAGGUGGCGCAUGGAAAACAAUUGGUACUGAACAAAUGCAUAUGAGAGCUAUGAGAGGUGGAAUGAGUAAUUUAUUGUUUCUAGUCGAACUUCCAUCUGAUGUUGCUGUUCAAGGAUUAGAACCAAUGUCUGCACUGCUACGAAUUCAUUGCAGCACUGAUCUAAUCCGUCAUUUUAAUGAAUCUAUCAUUUUCACAAUGCUUUCUGAGAGGUUGCUUGGGCCACAACUUUUUGGUGUAUUCCCAGGUGGACGAUUUGAGCAGUACAUUCCGUCUCGGGCAUUGCUAUGCCAUGAAUUAUCAUAUCCUGCAAUUAGUAGACGAUUGGGAGUUUUACUUGCUAGAAUUCAUACUCUUAAUGUGCCAGUAUCUAAAGAACCGAUGAUUUUUGAGGUAGCCGAAGAAUGGUUGAAAAAAUUAGAAAAUUUUAGCAGUAAAAUGGAACAUAAAAUGCAAAUUAAAAUGGUUCAAACAGAUCUAUCAAAAUGUCCCGAGGUUAUAACAUGUGAUGUAUUGAGGAACGAACUGCAAAUCACUCGGUUAUGUUUGGAGAAAAGCAAAAGUCCUGUUCUGUUUUGUCAUAAUGAUCUCCAAGAAGGUAAUGUAUUAUUGCGGAACAAAUAUCAUAUAGAUCAGUACGGUAAUUUGAACGCUGACGAGAGUGAAGAACCACUUGUUCUGAUUGAUUUCGAAUACGCCAGCUAUAAUUACCGUGGGUUUGAAUUUGCUAAUCACAUUUGUGAAUAUAUAUUGGAUUAUGCAAACGAUAAACCACCAUACUACUGGAUAAGACAAGAACGAGCUCCAAGUGAUAAACAGUUACACAUUCUUUUCAAUGCAUAUCUUGAUGAAUAUGAAAAGCAGACGAAAUGCUCAAAUGAAAGUGGUAAUGAACGAAAUUCUAUUCCUAGUACGUAUGUCGAUCGUGGAGCGAAAAUCAAUGAACUGAUUACUGAAGCACGUCGUUUCACUGCUGUAUCUCACUUGUUUUGGUGCAUUUGGUCAUUUUUAUCAGCAAAAGAUUCACCUAUUGAAUUUGAUUACCUCAGUUAUGGGUUAGAUAGAAUUGCAUUGUAUUAUGAAAGUAAACAUAAACUUCUUGAAUACUUUAGUGGAUAA
Molecule: messenger RNA, 1251 nt
Organism: Thelazia callipaeda (thelaziosis nematode)
Lineage: Eukaryota; Metazoa; Nematoda; Chromadorea; Rhabditida; Thelaziidae
Source: the annotation of a GenBank genome assembly